This is a messenger RNA of Ornithodoros turicata, 1863 nucleotides long. RefSeq names its product dnaJ homolog subfamily C member 21-like. Gene Ontology annotation, cellular component: cytoplasm. The record is from RefSeq and is a predicted model, not a curated record. The transcript has 11 exons. NCBI's taxonomy places the organism in Eukaryota, Metazoa, Arthropoda, Arachnida, Ixodida, Argasidae. Gene Ontology annotation, molecular function: zinc ion binding; nucleic acid binding. Bases 146 to 1666 code for a protein of 506 amino acids.
CCAUCGAGAGAUGGAGGCGGCCACGUUUGUGCUACUGUACUAGUUCACUCACUCUAUUUGUGCGGCUUUGUAACUCAUAUUUUAAUUUAUUCUUCACUGCACCAUCAUGUCACGCACGAGAAGACGAACGUAAAGUCCCCGCACGAUGAAGUGUCACUACGAGGUGCUCGGUGUGGGCCGUGAUGUGGCAGCAGACGAACUUAAGCUAGCCUAUCGGAAACUAGCACUUCAGUGUCAUCCAGAUAAAAACCCAGACAACGCAGCAGAAGCUACAGAACAAUUCAAACUAGUGCAGCAAGCUUACGAAGUUUUAAGCGAUCCUCAAGAGCGAGCCUGGUACGACAAGCAUCGUGAAGCCAUCCUCAAAGGAGGACUAGGAGAUGACUACAAGGACGACAGUCUCGAUGUGUAUCGCUACUUCACUGCAUCCUGCUUUUCUGGGUACGGGGACGGAGAGAAGGGAUUUUAUGCGGUAUACAGAGAAGUAUUUGACAAGAUUGCUGCGGAAGAUCAACCUUUCAUGGAUGACCCAAUCGCGAUACCCAGCUUCGGAGACUCACACAGCUUAUACGAAGAGGUAGUGCAGCCAUUUUAUGGAUACUGGCAGAGCUACUGCACAGCCAAGAGUUUUGCGUGGCUGGACGAAUACGACCUUCGAACAGCCCCCAAUCGUAGGGUGGUCAGGCUGAUGGAGAAGGAAAACAAGAGGAUACGCGACCAGGCACGCAAACACCGCAACGAGGAAGUCCGGCAACUGGUACAGUUUGUGCGAAAACGUGACAAAAGGGUGGAAGCUCAUAGGUUGAAACUAGAAGGGGUGGCCGCAGAAAACGCUCGGAAGGCCGAAGCACACCGCGUCCAGAAAAUCUUGGAAAAGCAAAAGCACUUGAAAGAGUACAAGGAGUCAGAAUGGUGCUCCAUGUCCAAACUCGAAGAAGACCUCAAGGAGAUCGAGGCCAACCUCAACUCACAAUUUGGAGACGGCAUUUCAUGCAGCAACGCUCAAGCGGAAAACAGCGACGAGGAACAGGAAAGUGACAGCGAAGAAGACGAGCUCUACUGCGUUGCUUGCGACAAGUCCUUCAAGUCUGUCAAAGCGUUCAUAAACCACGAGAAUUCGAGGAAACAUCAGGAAAAUGUGGAGUUUUUAAAACAAGCCAUGACAGAGGAGGACGAGAUGUUCUUUGGAAAUGGUGAAAACAAAUCGGACUCUGGCCAGGAGAGCAUUGACGACGGGGAACCAGUUCAACUUCCAAGGCCUCCCACACCCAAGAAAAAACGGAAAAAUAAGAAACGAAGAAAAGCCUUUGACCCAACAGACGGUGACGAAAGCCCAGAGGAAGAAACAGCACCUCAGCUACCUUCGGAAGCUACGAGAGAGGCAGAGGUUGUACCACAAGAAGCCGAAAACGAUGGAGCAGGCCACUCCACCUCAGCAGGAAAGGCAAUCAGAAAAACCAAAAAAGGCAAAGAAGCGAGACCAAAGGAAAAGGCAAAGCAUAAGGAACACCAUCCUGUGGGUGAUGUGCAGAAUGAGCUCCAAUGUAAAACAUGCAGUGCCCAGUUCCCGUCACGCAAUAAGAUGUUCCAGCAUCUUCAAGCAUCUGGCCAUGCAGCCUAUUUGGAAAACAAAUCUCAAAGCCAGAAAGGACGUUCUAAACGGUGACCAACGUGCACCAUGUUAGAUGUGUGACCAUUUUACGUGCAUGUAAAAAUUGUGCUGCCAAGAUUAUUGCAUUUUUCCUCGAAGAACUAUGCAUGCCGUACUUUCUCUCUCAUUCGGUAUGGGGACGCAGGUAGCUAUGGAUGACUCCGAGGCGUUGUGUAAAGUAUUAACUGUGGAAUAAAAGUUCCUCUGUCGCA